AUGGAGCGCGCUGCUGCCAUCGCACCCGGCGAGAUCUUUUCGCCAAAGUACACGUUGGAGAGUUGUCAGGCAUUUUACUUGCUCAGUAUUGCACAACAAGGCAGUGGGCUCAGAAACGAAAGUCACGUAUGUACCAGAUACGAAGCGUAA
Molecule: messenger RNA, 150 nt
Organism: Fusarium graminearum PH-1
Lineage: Eukaryota; Fungi; Ascomycota; Sordariomycetes; Hypocreales; Nectriaceae
Exons: 1
Coding region: 1-150 (49 amino acids)
Source: RefSeq, a predicted model, not a curated record